UACCAGUUGGUCCCUUGGAAGCGAAUGUUAUAUAAGGGCCAAGAUUAGGGAGUCGGAAUCUUUUCUUUGUCCAUUACGGAGUAUAGACCGGGUAACUUUUUCUUUUGGAACGAAAUUUCUAAUGGGUUUGAAGGUAGUGAUUUUUGCCGUGUUCCUGUUAACAUGUUUGUCACACCUAGUUCACACUGGAGGUGUGGGAGUUUCACAUACUUAUCAGGACUCUAAAGGGAAUUUCGCUUACUACCUUCACACUCGAGAUGGGAGGAUGGCUACACACUUUCAACGAGGCUCUGGAGGUGCUGCUUUAAUCAAGUCUGCCAAGGGAUUUCCCAGACCUGCUCUUUCCCAGCUAGCCAUAAAACCUUCACAUGAUACACUACAACCAGCAGCAACUACUGGUAAAGGUGUUGUACCGAUAUAUCCGCCAAUGAACAAGAACCGUCUUUAUGUCAUGGGUUACAUAUACGUCAAAGACUUUCUUCCCAGGUCUGGUACUUUCUAAGCAAUAAUCUAAACUGAACGUCAAGCAUCAAUAAAAAGGAAAGCAGUUUCGUUCCAGGAAACAACCGGGAGAGAGUAAUGGCUAAAGAAUACUGUGGUUGUUUGUUUCUAUUAAAAAAUCGAUGCCCUAAAUAUUCCGGUUAUGUAUUAGCUAUAUAAUGAGUUCGUUUUACAAAGUCAUACUUUGAUUCGCACCAUUCAUAACUAACUCUCUACUUACACGUAAAAAAAAAGUUAUAAGAAGAUUUCUUCAAACUUUCCAUUGUUUCUAAUUUCAGAGAUAAUAAUGUUGCUAUUGUAGCUUAAAGUUACAUAAGUAAAGAGCAUGAUUUAAGUUAAAAUAGUCUGCCAAUUAAUAUUAGUUUUAGUUCUGA
Limulus polyphemus (Atlantic horseshoe crab) is the source of this 875-nucleotide messenger RNA. RefSeq lists its product as uncharacterized. The coding region runs from base 122 to 502 and encodes 126 amino acids. The transcript has 3 exons. Lineage: Eukaryota; Metazoa; Arthropoda; Merostomata; Xiphosura; Limulidae. The record is from RefSeq and is a predicted model, not a curated record.